Sporothrix schenckii 1099-18 is the source of this 918-nucleotide messenger RNA. Its product is annotated as U3 small nucleolar RNA-associated protein 23. The coding region runs from base 1 to 918 and encodes 305 amino acids. Gene Ontology annotation, cellular component: small-subunit processome; nucleolus. Gene Ontology annotation, molecular function: small ribosomal subunit rRNA binding. The transcript has 2 exons. NCBI's taxonomy places the organism in Eukaryota, Fungi, Ascomycota, Sordariomycetes, Ophiostomatales, Ophiostomataceae. The record is from RefSeq and is a predicted model, not a curated record.
AUGCGUGCGAAACGGUCAAAGCAGUACAAAAAGCUGGUCCAACAAUACCAGCUGCACCAUGGCUUCCGCGAGCCCUACCAAGUGCUGGUCGACGGCGACCUCGUACGCGAUGCCGAACGGUUCACAAUGGACCUCCAGGCCGGUCUCGAGCGAACACUGCACGGCAAGGUCAAAAUCAUGAUCACCCAGUGCUGCAUCCGCCACCUCUACAGCAUGCCCAAAGAGCCCGGUAUUAACCGCGCCAUCGAUCUCGCGAAGACGUUUGAGCGCCGCCGCUGCGGCCACCGCCCCGACGACUUUGAAGAGGCGCUCUCGGCACUCGAGUGCUUGACGCACGUCGUCGACAAGGACGGCCGCGGCGAGAACAAGCACCGCUACGUCGUCGCCACGCAGGACCAGAGCGUCCGCCGCUACAUGCGCACGGUCUCGGGCGUGCCGCUCAUCUACAUCAACCGCAGCGUCAUGAUCAUGGAGCCCAUGUCGGAGGUGACGGCCCAGGUGGGUGCCAGCGCCGAGCGCGCCAAGUUCCGCAGCGAGCUGCGCAAGUCGGCCGGCGCGAAGCGGAAGCGGGACGAUGCGGGCGACGAGGAGGACAACAAAGAUGAUGACAGCGACGACGGCGACGACGACAAGGAUGCCAACGGCGACAAACUACAAAAGGCUGCACAGGCUCCAGGCGAGGAGAAGAAGAAAAAGAAAAAGGCAUUUGGCGUCAAGGGACCCAACCCUCUGUCGGUGAAGAAGAAGAAGGAGAAGAAGACGGCAGCCCCCGGCGCAGGCGCAGGAGCGGCGGCCGCCAAACCCAAAACCACAGACGACGGCGCCCCGAAGAAGAAGCGGAUACGGAAACACAAGGCACAGCCCGCCGGCGAGGGCAGUGCGCCUGCUGCAGCGGCACAGGCGGCCAGCGACGAGUAG